AUGACGAAGAGCGACCUCUGCGCAAACGCAAACGGAGGGAGCCUCCGCCGCCUGUCAUCCCCGAAGACGAGACGCCAGAGCAAGGUGCGUGAUACUAUACAAUCUCUGAGUGAAAAUACUGACCAAGUAUCAGCUCGCCGACGUGAGCUGAAUCAGCGCAUCGACGAGGUCAUCAAGCCGAAAAAGUCGAACAGGCCCCGCAAGCGGAGGGGCAACGAGGAAGUCCUUGACAGCUAUGCCGACGAUGAAGUGGCUCGUUUGCGUGAGCAGAUGCGGGAAGCGGUCGAAGAGGACAAGAAGUAUAGCAGCCAAGGUCUUCCUGCAAUCUCCAAACUGCGCAUCCUGCCCACAGUGAUGUUGACGCUGCGCAAGGCGUCUCUUGCCCAGUCUAUCGUCGACAACAACCUCCUGCAGCAGGUCCGUGAAUGGCUCGAGCCACACCAUCCCGACCCCUCCCUCCCCGCGCUCAACAUCCAGCGCGAGCUCUUCAGCACGCUCCGCAAAAUGGACUUCAUCGACGCCUCCGUGCUGAAAGAGAGUGGCCUCGGCAAAGUCGUCGUCUUCUACACCCGCUGCAAGCGCGUCACGCCCGAGAUCCAGCGCAUCGCGAGCGAGCUGUACACGCUGUGGGCGCGCCCCAUCAUGAAGCGCUCCGCGUCGUACCGCGACCGCAUGGUCCCGCAGGCGCAGAUCACCGAGCUUCCGCGCGGCGACCGCCUGCCGACGAUCAUGGCGAAGGCGGCGAAGGAGCAGGGCUCGCGCGCGCGCAAGAACGCGGUCACGAUCCCUCAGCGUGAGCUCGGGGACUACACGGUGGCGCCUGUUGCCAUCAAGCAGACGUCGGCGAGCGUCGCGGAUGACAUGAAGCGGCGCCAUAUGCAGAACGAGAGCUUGCGGCGGCUCAACAAGAAACUCAUCACGGCGACGAAGCAGGCGUAG
Molecule: messenger RNA, 939 nt
Organism: Schizophyllum commune H4-8
Lineage: Eukaryota; Fungi; Basidiomycota; Agaricomycetes; Agaricales; Schizophyllaceae
Exons: 2
Coding region: 1-939 (312 amino acids)
Biological process (GO): poly(A)+ mRNA export from nucleus
Cellular component (GO): nucleus
Source: RefSeq, a predicted model, not a curated record